Molecule: messenger RNA, 1193 nt
Organism: Nematostella vectensis (starlet sea anemone)
Lineage: Eukaryota; Metazoa; Cnidaria; Anthozoa; Actiniaria; Edwardsiidae
Exons: 3
Coding region: 87-782 (231 amino acids)
Source: RefSeq, a predicted model, not a curated record
CAGAGCCUAUCGGUCUCCACACAGUUUGAGUUUCCUAAUAGAUUGACAUGACAUGUUUUCUUUCGUCAAGGCGGGGUAUUUGAAAAAUGGAAAGAAGACAGACGCUUAAGGAAGAGUUCAAUAGACUAUACUAUGAUAUAAUCAAGAAAAAGCAUCAGGAACAUGAGGGUUUAUUUAGAGGGAAAUCACUCCAUGUCAGCUCAAGCCCAAGUUCAGAGAAGUUGUUGUUAACAUCACAGAGUGUCAAAAGAAAUGGUGAAAAUGUUUUGCAACAUAAAGGUAAAAUUGAGCUUAGAAGAACCAACAAAGAAAAAAAAGAGAAUCUCAGAGAUAUCAUUGACCAGAUGUAUUUAAAUACAAGUUUCUCAACAACUGGCUCAAAAAAAGACAAAUGCAGAAAUAAAUGUCAACCAAGAAAAACUCCUGGUGUCUUUCUCAAACGGACUCUACAAGUUUGCUCAAAAUGUCGGACAAAAAAGCCCAGAAGUUUAUUGUGGAUUGUUGAAAGAAUGGAUUAUAGAACAUUAAAAACCACAACAAAAAUAAAUUGUGAUCAGAAACAUGCAAUGAAACUUAGAAAGAGGAAAAGAAGCUACCAUUUCACUGAGACUGGGAGUGACAGGUUAUUCUGUGUGCAGAACACCUCCAAGCCUGCAAAACUAGCCAUUAUGGAGACAGGGUCUGGGCAGCCGUUGAGCAGGAUGGAAAGUUUUGUGCCAUUCUUUGCUAAACAGAAGUCCCAUUGUGGUGGGGCCUGGAAAGCUAUUGUUGAGGAGAACUAAAGGAGUGUGGAAUACAAAGAGGAGGAGGGGUGGUGGGGGCAGGCCUUACCAAGCAUAAAAUGUUUUGAAAAAUUAUACAUUUUGCUAGAAAUCAAAUUCUAGCAAAAUGCAUGAAAUUCUCUUGAAACAAUUAGUACCUAAAAUUUGUAAACCUCUAAUAAUUUGAUGAAGAUGCAAUGUUCUGUAUAUUAACUCACAAAUAAUGUUGUGCUACAACAACAAUACAGACUUUAACUUUAGGAAAACUAUGUAUAUUCCUUUGCAAGAUAGAUUUCAAAUCUAACCAUUUACAAGAGUCUGUAGCAGCUGUUAAAACUCAAUGUAUUGUACAAAAGAAGAAUGGGUGUUGAUAGAAUUUUGGUGCUGAAAUCAAGUGUCAAACUUAAUUAAAUGUGACACAUACUACUAUAA